This is a messenger RNA of Vicia villosa (hairy vetch), 645 nucleotides long. Its product is annotated as mitochondrial import inner membrane translocase subunit TIM8-like. NCBI's taxonomy places the organism in Eukaryota, Viridiplantae, Streptophyta, Magnoliopsida, Fabales, Fabaceae. The transcript is spliced from 2 exons. The record is from RefSeq and is a predicted model, not a curated record. Bases 109 to 345 code for a protein of 78 amino acids.
UCUCUAUAGCUUUAGGUUUUCUAUACUCAGCGUUUUUUUCGCUUGUUCUACGCAUUAGGGUUUUUGCGAGAUUUCUCUGAAGAAUUCCUUUCCCGUCAAUCGCUUUCCAUGGAUCUUUCCGACCUAAACUCAGCUGAUAUGCAGAGAUUUUACUCUGAAGAACAACAAAGAGCCAUGAUUAAUGAAAUGGUGGCAAAGAUGACCAGUGAAUGCUGGGACAAAUGCAUCACAGGUACACCUGGGAAUAAGUUCAGUUCCAGUGAAACUAAUUGCCUUACACACUGUGCACAGCGUUACAUGGAGAUGAGCAUGCUUAUCAUGAAGCGGUUUCAGAGUAUGCAAUGAAGAUCAAUGGUCAUCAAUGUGCUUUAUUAAUUACCAAACACUGUCUCAAAUUUCUCCCUUUUAUAAUCAUCAAUCCCAUCACUGUUUAGAAAGUUUUCGAUUUUUUUUCUUUUUAUAUUGGGUUGAAACCGUUGUCAGAAUAUUUAGUUUACUUUUCCGCAUAGUUGAUGAUAAAAUGCUUGUUUGACUGAUGAAGGGUUGGAUGAAUUGUAAGCCAUUUUCAGUUUUAAACUGUUAUGCAAGAACAAAAAUUUAUUCAUGUGUGAAAAAUAUUAUAAUAGUGCUGACAUAUUGUCAACA